GCCGAUAGAAAAAAAUGCUUUGUUUUCUCUCGUUUGGAUGAGGACCACACCACGGACUUUUCUGGACCAGGCAAAACUCAGAUUCCGCUCAACUAUUGAAUCCGACCAUAACUGCAUACCAAUUUACUAAUGACAAUGAUGGAUUUACACCGAUCGACGCAUUUAUUGGGAUAGUGAAGGAAUGCGAGCACCAGUAGAUUUGGGUUGUAAUUGUCCUUCACAUUGCGAUAUAAAUUAGAGUUGAGCCGACUGUGCGUCUAGCCAUUUCAUUAUGUCAGGAAUAUCAAUCUUAGCAUUUGUGAUGAUAUAUAUUCUAUCGUAUGGAUAUUAUGUCGUAGCAAGUGUCGAGUCUGCGAGGGAUGAGUGGAAUUUUGAGUCCGUAAAUCUGAAUGUGGACCUCUCUCGAGUACUCAAGAAAGUGAAUGAACGUUUUUUGUCUGUUGCCAUAGACGCGAGUCUAGUCGCCGAAGAGAAGUUCAUGUACCUUUUAACGACUUGUUAUACAUCCCGAAUGCUUAGCAGGACAGGAAAAUGGUCAGAUUCACGCACUCAUAAAGAGAACAACCCUGGUCACACACAAGCACUUCGUUUGUCUCCAAAGCUGAGGACAUUGGCAAAAGCUUUGACUCCAGCAUUUCUGAGAUUUGGAGGGACAAGACAAGAUUUCAUGACCUUCAACCCAACAUUUUUACAUUCAAACGAGAAUCACAAAAACUCUGUGUUUGAUGCAGAUGACAUAUGUGAAAGGCUGGAGCUGCCUCCACUACUGGAAAAGAGGCUGAAGCAGGAAUGGACUCUACAGGAAAUACUUCUCGACAAGGAGGACUUGCAGGGGAAGUAUAGGAGUGUAAAGUUCACAGAGUGUGCAGUGGAUCUGCUCUACUCUUUUACCAACUGCUCUGGAUUAGACCUCAUCUUUGGGCUCAACGAGCUGCUCAGGACCUCUGGGAACUCCUGGGACAGCAGCAAUGCCAGGACCCUCCUACAGUACUGUGAAUCUAAACAGUACAGCAUGUCCUGGGAGCUGGGCAAUGAGCCCAACAGCUAUGAGAAGAAGGCAGGGAUCAGGGUGGAUGGAUAUCAGCUCGGCCAAGAUUUUGUUCAACUCCGCAAGAUUCUGCAGGAAUCCAAACUUUACCGUAACACUGGACUCUAUGGACCAGACAUUAGCCAACCCCGGGACCACCGGAGAGACUUACUGGAGGGGUUCUUGGAGAGUGGGGCAGAAGCAAUUGAUGCAUGCACCUGGCACCAUUAUUAUGUCAAUGGAAGAGACACGUCUCUAGAAGAUUUCCUAGACCCUGAGGUGCUAAACACGUUGGCCUUAAAAACACAUGAAGUCAUGGAGACCAUUGAGCUGACCUCCCCUGGGAAGAAGGUGUGGCUUGGAGAGACUAGUUCUGCCUAUGGAGGCGGGGCUAAGGGCCUGUCUGACACAUUUGUCGCUGGAUUCAUGUGGCUGGAUAAACUGGGCCUGGGUGCGAAGCUCGGAUUGGAUGUUCUCAUCAGACAGGUUUUGAUUGGAUCUGGGACUUACCACCUGGUAGAUGAGAACCUUGAUCCACUUCCUGAUUACUGGCUAUCAGUUCUGUACAAGAGGCUUGUUGGACCAGAGGUGCUGAGUAUAGAAGCCUUUUCCAUUUUGGGAAAGACGAAAAGAGUACGGGUCUACCUGCACUGCACUAACAAGAAAAGCACAAGCUACAAAAGUGGAGCAGUCACAUUGUUUGCUCUGAACCUGAGUAAGGGCCUUGCGAGGAUCUCUGUGCCUGUUACAAUCUCUAACAGUACCGGCGAGGCCUUCCUUCUACAGUCUGAACAGCCUGGCGAGGAGGGACUCUACUCCAAGUCUGUGAAACUCAACGGAGAGGUGUUGAAGAUGGUGGAUGAAAGAACACUUCCAACGCUCCAGGGAACUCCUCUUCCUGCAGGAGAACAUCUCAGACUCCCUGGUUAUUCCUUUGCCUUCUAUGUCCUCAGCGAGGCCCAGGCGCUGGCCUGCCGAUGACCCCAAUUGGAGAGGAGGACUUUGAGAAGAUGGAGGUAAACUCACUGUCUAAACUAAGAGAAGGAAAUACUGUACUUGACUAUUGCACUAAACACAGCUGUAUGACUUUGCCAAAGAAUGUAAACCAAGUAAAUGUGGUGAAAGGAUUUGAUCGUCUUUGGAAAUAACUAUUCAUCUACAUGUAUUACAUUUUUGUAUAUUUUUCCAACAUGUAUAAAUAGUCUUAGUACAUUGUGAGUAGGGUUUUAAAAUUUCAGAGGACUCAUACGGUUUCAGUCUGUGUCACUUAAAUGCAAUACUUGUUGUACGUAAAUUAUGUUUCAUAUUUGAUGCCAAAAACGUUAGACUUAAUUCAACUUGUUUACGCUCUGGUUACUUGAUUUUCUACUCAGUAAUGUUAAGUAGUUGAAUUGUGCAAUUUUCUAUUUUGGUACACUGGGAUACAAGUCUUUUAUAAACUUUUUGUGUGUGAUAUAUUUGUACAACAUAAUUUGGAUGAGAAAAUAAAUACAGUAAUGAAUUCAAAGCAUGUAAUGCUUUACAUGGUUUAUAUUUUUUGGUUUUAUAUUCUCAGUAUAUACAUAUUUAACUUCGGCUGAAUCCGAGAGAGGCAGCAAUGCAGCGUGUUAUUCACAUUUCAAACACCGAUCAACCAGUAGCACCAUCAGCACCUGUCUGGUUGUCACGCCCUGGUCGAAGUAUUUUGUGUUUAUCUUUAUUUAUUUGGUCAGGCCAGGGUGUGGCAUGGGUUUUUGUAUGUGGUGUGUAAUUAUGGGGGAUUGUAGCUAGUGGGGUGUUCUAGAUAAGUCUAUGGCUGUCUGAAGUGGUUCUCAAUCAGAGGCAGGUGUUUAUCGUUGUCUCUGAUUGGGAACCAUAUUUAGGCAGCCAUAUUCUUUGGUUGUAUUGUGGGUGAUUGUCCUUAGUGUCUUGAUGUCCUGAGUCUGUGUUAGUUUGCACCAGUUUAGGCUGUUUCGGUUUUCAUUACGUUUAUUGUUUUGUUGAGUUUGCGUUUUGAUUCGUGUUACGUUGUUUUAUUAAACAUGGAUCGAAAUCUA
This is a messenger RNA of Oncorhynchus nerka (sockeye salmon), 3063 nucleotides long. RefSeq names its product heparanase (gene hpse). Gene Ontology annotation, cellular component: membrane; extracellular matrix. The record is from RefSeq and is a predicted model, not a curated record. Lineage: Eukaryota; Metazoa; Chordata; Actinopteri; Salmoniformes; Salmonidae. Bases 272 to 2008 code for a protein of 578 amino acids. Gene Ontology annotation, molecular function: hydrolase activity, acting on glycosyl bonds. Gene Ontology annotation, biological process: cell-matrix adhesion; angiogenesis involved in wound healing. The transcript has 13 exons.